UCAUUUUUACUCAUGUGCACUCAAGUAGGCAUACCGAGAUUGAGGUGACAGCGCGCGAGCCAAUCAUCGCGCGGCGCCUGCUCGUUCUCGAGCGCGCUCUCCAGCGCGGCGCACAUUCACACGCGGAUCGCAGCGAGCGUCGCGUCGCGUCUCCUCUCAUUCCCGCGGAUGUCUCAUGUAAACAUGUUCUCCUAGACACUGACAGAAAGAAGAAAACGACAGAGACAUCAUUCAGCUGCAUCAAGAAGCACGAGGAGCGACUCAAACUGAGCAACACUGACGUGGAAUCAGAGCGCUGGAGGGGCAGCAGAGGGCAAAGGUCAGACUAGAGAUGCUAAGCUAUGUCAGACUUCUACACACUAAAACAACAUGGAGGAGUUUAAAGUUCAGACCGCCAAACAUCCCGUACCCAACAGUUCGCCCAUGAGGCCGCACAGCGAGCACUCAAAAGAGAAUGCAGCCAAACGCCUGUCCUCCGCGUCCAACGGCACGAGCGAUGGAGGAGCGGGCUGCAAAACGCCCGUGGAGAUCACCGCGCUGGAGGAGGCGUUUCGCCGCUUCGCCAUUCACGGAGACACGCGAGCCACCGGGAAAGACAUGAACGGCAAGAACUGGUCCAAACUGUGUAAAGACUGUGGCGUCAUCGAUGGCAAGAGCAUCACCCUCACAGACGUGGAUAUAGUCUUCUCUAAAGUCAAGAACAAAUCUGGCCGCACUAUUACAUACAGCCAGUUCAAAGAAGCACUCGUGGAGCUGGCCAGGAAACGCUUCAAAGAUAAGAGCAGCGAGGAUGCCGCACAAGAGGUUUACAAAAUGAUAGAAGGGAAAUCGCCCAUUAUAUCUGGAGUCACGAGAGCCGUGGCCUCUCCGACCGUGUCCCGCUUGACUGACACCACCAAGUUCACCGGAUCGCACAAGGAGCGUUUCGACGAGACGGGCCGCGGGAAGGGGAAAGCAGGGCGCGUGGAAGUGGUGGACACGUCUGGAUACGUCCCUGGAUACAAGCAUGCAGGGUCAUACGAGAAGAAGGUUCAAAAACCUCCACAAAAACCCAUGUGAGAUUCUCCAUCCAGCAGUGAACGCGAAACCCGACUCUAUAAAGCACAAAGGAAUUUUCCAUUUUCCAUUGAGGGUACGUCUUUUUUCUGUGAAUAACAUUGAGUUUAUGUUCCUCUUCCUUUAAGUGUUUUAUUACUUUUAACUGGAACGCUGUUUACAUCCAAACACCGACGUCACCAGCUGGUACGUUCCUAACAAACACGAUGAUGCCAAGAGAAAGACAGGAUUGCACGCUCUAUUAGUGAAGGUUUUUGUUGAUAAUCUGUCGUACAUAUUGACAUGAAAUGCAUAUAUGAGUAUUUGGCGUUUUGUGGCUUCUCUAAUGAUGCAAUAGAAUCGGGCCUGAAAUAUAAGUUACACGCAAACGCUUGAGCAAUGCAAUGCAAGUGCAUGAUCCCAUGGGAAAGUUGAAGUUUCCUUUAAAUGUUUGUGCCAUUAAACAAUUUGCAUUAUAAUAGCACACAAAACUGAGCUUGCAAAACUAGAAGUGUGGUCACGUAUUUUUAUAUUUUUCACUUAUAUUUUAAUGCAUUUGAUAGACGCUUACAUUGCAUUCAAGGUAUAAAUUUGAUCAGUUCAUGCAUUCCCUGGGAAUCAAACCCAUGACGUUGCUAGCGGCAUGCUUGUAAAGUUUGUUUCAGGCCUAAGUUAAAAAAUAUAUAUAUAUUUAACUUUAUAUGACAGACUUAUUAUAAAUUACACAUAAUUUAAAGGGGUCAUGACAUGGAUUUUAAUGUUCCUUGAGGUUCACGUGAGGUGCACACACGCAAAAAAAAAAAAAAUUCAGUGAUUAUAAUGGUUCUAUUUGCUUUUGACACGACGCUCACAUUCAGUAUAGGCAAAUGUCAGCCAUUAAAGGCACAAUAUGUAAGAUUUUUUAAUUAAAAUAUCCAAAAACCACUAGAACAAUGUUAUAUAUUUUGUUGACUUGUGUACUUACAUUAUCCCAAAUGUUUCCAACAAUGUUUAAAUCCAGAGAAAUCAGCAAUUUUAACCAGGACACGGACCGUGUCAUUGUGUCACCUGUCAAUGUCAGUUUUACUAAUAUCAAUCUAGAUUACUGCAAAGUGCAAGAAGCGUCUCAUAGCAGCCACCGAGCAAACGCACAGAGUAAUAUUAUAACACACUCAAAUGUAUUUAGAUUGUUUUAAGCAUGUAAAACGGCGCUGCGUUACCCCACAUACACAACGAAAAGAGUGGAAGUGGCCGACUGCAGCAAAAGCAUAAUAAAAGCUCUACUGGACUCAAAAUCGGUGUGUAUCGCAGGUGUCCAUCAUUAGCAUUCUCUCCAGCUCUCGACCCGUCCUGCUAUAUACCACCAUAAUGUUAGUAAAACUUUAAUACAUUAGCUCAACCACGAACAUUAUUUCUGCCCGAGUCCGUCAGAUUCCUUUCCAUCGGGUGUGGAGCUGAAGAUGACAACUCCCAUGAUUCCACGCUCAUUCACGGCAUCAUCAAGCUACGCCUUUGUUUUGAAUAAGCGACCUCUAGGAGUGAAAAAAUUACAUAUUGUGCCUUUAAGCGGCUCAACGCCAGUGGGCGGGGCCUAUGGUGCGCUGGUGUAAAACUAUUCGUCGAUGUCUUGCUCUGGAGGCAGUCAUAUGCAAAUGUAUUUGCCCAUGUGAUCACACAAUAUCCAAACCAGCCAUUUUUGAAGCUUGAUUAAAUAAAUGCAUUGUUUAUAACGAGGAGGACUUUUUUAAUGGAUGUUUUAAUAGUUCUUAUAUGUCAAAAGAUCAAGGCAAAUUUGAUUUCUCAUGUCAUGACCCCUUUAAAUAAUUUGGAUGCAUUUGUGGCUUUUAAAACUGACUUGAUUAUUUUGUUCUGCAUCCCCAUUUAAUUUACCUGUACCAAGAUCAUCUAGAUUUUAAAUUUUAAAAAAAUCUAUUGAUUCUGUUUGAAUUUUAUAUAUAUUUUAUACACAUCUCUAUGAUCUAUAACUGAAUGCAAAAGUCCAACCAUCAUAAAUUGUUGCUUGAUGCAUAAAGAAUUGACCGCUGGUGCUCAAGAUUGUAUAUCUAGUUGUUUGGUCGAUGUUUUUGUAGGUUUGACAAGUUGAUGGCAUAGCUAACUAUGUAUUUUUGAUUCUAAUAUGAAACACUGCCUGUGUGUUUUUAAUUGUGAAAUGAUUAACUAUAUUAUGUAAAAGAAAACACCAUCAGCAAUAGGUUCAGGAUUUUCUUGUCAUUUCCCUAUUUGCUCUGCAUCACAAUACCUUUGACCAGCAUCAUCAUACCUCAAUACAGACUAAAUAAUGUCAAACCAGCGGGGUUAAUGGCUUACUGUCCUUUCAAACUCCUCUGUGUAUUUUAACUAAGAGCUUUGGGUAAACAAAAUGCCAAAAACAACACAAAAGUUUCUAAUGAUUUUUUUUAACAUAUAUAAUCAGACUCACACUGAAUCUGCAGCACUGAAUCAGAACAGAGUUGCAUGUUCUUUAAUGAAAUAUUUUGGCUAAUGUGAUCAUCUUUUUGCUCUAUUAGCACAUUUUACCAUAUUUAAAUCCAUUAUGCAGAUCAGCAUAGAAAAUACAAUUAGGUUUGCAGAUUAUGCCUGGGCCUGUUCAUCAGCAAUAGAUCAAACUGCAAAUGAACAUAUUAAGAGGAAUUUUGUAUUCUGCUGUGGAUUUUAGUUUGAAAAGCACUGUUGUUAUAUUUAACAUGUCAUAUCAAGGCACUUUGCUGUUUUUUUUAAUACGUGCAGUGUUUCUGCCUACAGAACAAUGUUUACAAGAGAAGUGACAUGCUGUAACUAACGCUGGCAUGGCAUAAAUGAAUACAUUCCCUUUACCAUAACUAGUGUUCGGAAUUAUUUAUAAACGCACUGCCAUCUGAACACACUGGACAAGAUCCAACCUUCAGGGUUCCCACACUUCUGACCAAUGAAUUUCAAUGCCUUUUCCAUGACCUUUCCAGUCGUUUUGUGAAUACUGGAUGUGGAUUUAAAAAAAAAAAAAAAAAAAAAAAAUCAUUCCGAUUCACUAUUGAAUCAUUCUAACUGAUUCACUAAAGACAACCGACUCAAAAGAAUGAUUCGCUCACAAAUCGGACCUCAUGGCUUGCGAACAAGUUUAACUCAAUGCAAAAUCAAUAUUUAUUAGCUAAUUUAAUAUUUUAAAACAGAGCAUCACUAGUAAAAUCUAUAUUCAUUAUAUUUUCAAGACCCAUUCACACCAAGAACGAUAACUAUAAAUAUAACGAUAAAGAUAUAGUUCUAAAAAUCGCUCUAAAUAUAAAAGAAUAGCACUGUCCACACCACAGCUAUAAUGAUAACGAUAUAGAGAAACAAUAUCGUUGGGAUCACUUUCAGAACUUUUUUUUUUUUCUUCCCAGCUGUUGAACGAUAAAACACUGACAGCCAAUUCUUGGUGUGAACAGGCUUUAAGACCUUUUAUGACGACUUUUCCAGACCUGGAAAACAGAUUUGAAAUCCCCAGAUAUUUUUACAUGAUCGUGGGAACCCUUUGAAAUAGAUGAAAUUGUCCAUAUUUACAGAGAGAAGGGAUGAGUAAGAGUGUACAGACAUAUUCUUCUACAGAACAUCUAUUUUCAGAUAAGAGAAGUGGCAACGGAUCAUAAAUGUCAAGCUCUCCUGCGGAUUCUGCUCAGAAAGUGACUCAUAUUUAUGAUAAUAAACCACAAAUAAGUAUACAUGUUGUCGUAUUUUAUGAUUAUGAUUUUAAUGUUUCGUGUGCUUAAUGCCAAAUACUGUUAACCAUCCAUUUUGAGGAACAAUACUGUCUUAUUUUUUAAAUAAUGUUUUUUAAUGUUCUACAGUAUCCUGAUAUGCAUGUCAUAUGGUGAUGGUAAAAUGAUUUUAACGUGUUAGUGUUUUGUAGCAUCGUAUUGAAUAAAAAAACAAACUGCC
Messenger RNA from Ctenopharyngodon idella (grass carp), 4926 nucleotides. Its product is annotated as tubulin polymerization-promoting protein. The transcript is spliced from 5 exons. Gene Ontology annotation, biological process: microtubule bundle formation; positive regulation of protein polymerization; microtubule polymerization. Gene Ontology annotation, molecular function: tubulin binding. Gene Ontology annotation, cellular component: microtubule. The coding region runs from base 370 to 1059 and encodes 229 amino acids. The record is from RefSeq and is a predicted model, not a curated record. NCBI's taxonomy places the organism in Eukaryota, Metazoa, Chordata, Actinopteri, Cypriniformes, Xenocyprididae.